AAAAAAAAGCUUUAGCUGAGGACAGAGGGGGCCAUGGUAACCUUGUUUGAGGGGCUCCUCAAUUCUUGGCUACGCCCCUGCUGGAUAACUCAAGUGGCAGCAAUUGCCAUUGGUAGGUCUAAAUAAUACUGGUUCACCAGGAUGCACAAACCAUAUGAAUGAUUGGGUAGUUCAUUCGUUUUUGUUUCCUUGUUUCCGAGGAGAGGAAUCUUUUUUUCCCCCUUCACCAGUGCCUAACCCAGUUUCUGCGCAUCGUUUUUGGGUCCUGGUCGAGGUUUUCCAUAAAUGCAGUUUUGGUUCACAAUCCGCCCUGCGCAGAGAGAGAGAGAGAGAGAGAGAGAGAGAGAGAGAGAGAGAGAGAGAGAGAGAGAGAGAGAGAGAGAGAGAGCGCUCCUCCUCUGUCUCUUCCCACCACUCAUCCCAAAACGCCAAGGUAAGACGGUCUUCACGGCGGAGUCCUCUCAUCAAUUGUCCCCUCGCAUAAUGGGAACUGAAUUAAAACGGCAGUGACACGCUUUCAGAAAUAACCAACCUACGACUUGUAACUAAACUGCUCCGGAAGAGGGUCGUGUUUUUUGGAUGGAGAAUUUUGAAUCGAUGGUGAAUGAGCUGAAGUCAAGCUGGUUGUGAAGGUGCUGGAUUUGUUCCCCCCUACGCCCCAAGCCGGACACAGCAUGGCGGCGGGAGUAGCGGCAUGGCUUCCCUUUGCCCGGGCGGCAGCCAUCGGCUGGAUGCCUGUGGCCAAUUUGCCCAUGCCAGUGGCGCCCACUGAGAAGAGCAAGAGGCAGGAUGAGCUAAUCAUCCUUAACGUCAGUGGACGACGCUUCCAGACCUGGAGGAACACUCUGGACCGCUACCCAGACACCCUGCUGGGCAGCUCAGAGAAGGAGUUCUUCUACAAUGAGGAGACCAAAGAGUACUUCUUCGACCGGGACCCUGACGUGUUCCGCAGCGUGCUCAACUUCUACCGUACCGGCAAGCUCCACUACCCACGCUAUGAGUGCAUCUCGUCUUAUGAUGAGGAGCUGGCAUUCUUUGGCAUAGUCCCAGAGAUCAUCGGUGACUGUUGCUAUGAAGAGUACAAGGACAGGAAGAGGGAGAAUGCAGAGCGCCUGAUGGAUGACAAGGAGGACAACAAGGAUGCUAAAUUACCCAACAUGACCUUCAGGGAGACCAUGUGGCGGGCCUUCGAGAACCCCCACACUUCCACCAUGGCUCUUGUCUUCUACUACGUCACUGGCUUCUUCAUUGCUGUCUCUGUCAUCACCAACGUGGUGGAGACGGUACCCUGCGGCUCUGCACCCAACCAGAAGGAAGUGCCAUGUGGUGAGCGCUACACCGUGGCCUUUUUCUGCAUGGACACGGCCUGCGUUAUGAUUUUCACCGUGGAGUACCUGAUGCGCUUGUUUGCUGCACCCAGCCGCUACCGAUUCAUGAGGUCCGUCAUGAGCAUCAUUGAUGUAGUGGCCAUCUUGCCCUACUACAUCGGCCUAGUGAUGACUGACAACGAGGAUGUGAGUGGCGCUUUUGUGACACUCCGUGUUUUCCGCGUGUUCCGUAUCUUUAAGUUCUCCCGUCACUCGCAGGGCCUGCGCAUCCUGGGCUACACGCUGAAGAGCUGUGCUUCUGAGCUGGGCUUCCUGCUUUUCUCCCUCACUAUGGCCAUAAUUAUCUUUGCUACUGUUAUGUUCUACGCCGAGAAGGGUUCAAGCUCCAGUAAAUUCACCAGCAUCCCAGCCUCCUUCUGGUACACCAUCGUUACUAUGACAACACUUGGGUACGGAGACAUGGUCCCUAAGACGAUCGCAGGGAAGAUCUUUGGCUCAAUCUGCUCUCUGAGUGGGGUGCUGGUAAUUGCCCUGCCUGUCCCUGUCAUCGUGUCCAACUUUAGCCGCAUCUAUCACCAGAACCAGAGAGCAGACAAGCGGCGGGCGCAGAAGGUACAGAAAGCCCGCUUGGCCAGGAUACGAAUAUCCAAGACAGGAAGCUCCAGUGCCUUCCUCCACAGCAAGCGCAACGGCCUGUUCAACGAAGCUCUAGAGCUCACGCAACUCCCAUACAAGAUGAACCUUUCAGAUCAGAGUUCCACUGAGGAGGAGCAGCGGUUAACUAAGUCUACGUCUCUUUUAGAGAGCCAGCACCACCACCUGCUGCACUGUCUGGAGAAAACCACUAACCACGAGUUUGUGGAUGAGCAGUAUUACCAGCAGAGCUACCUGGAGGCGGGGCUACAAAAUUACCCAUCUCGAAGCCCCUCCCUCUCCAGCCAAGACGGCGUGACGGGCACGUGCUGCACCCGCCGAAGCAAGAAGCACCACACCCCUUUACCGAACGCCAGUGCCCCAGCCCACAUGCAGCCUUUGACGCACACGCACACACACCAACAAGGUUUGCAGGAGCUCAGCACCAUCCACAUCCAGCCCCUCAGCACCAGCCGCUCCAGUCUGAACAUGCGCGUAGAUGAACCAGCACCCCUGAACUGCCAGAGCAGCCAGAUCACCACAGCAAUCAUCAGCAUCCCCACGCCGCCGGUGACGACCCCUGAGGGCGAUGCUCAUCUGCCAGCAGGCCCCACCCACCAGAACGUUGUGAAGGUGUCGGCACUGUGAAGACUAGAGUGCGGAUGCGUCACACACAGAAGGACAGAUAAAGACUCAUCGAGACAGACUGAGGGACAGAGGAGGACUGGGAAUGAUGGAGGAGAAAGCAUUCGGUGUCCAAGUCUAGCCGCGGUGGAGCCUGCCCUCUGCUGGUCAUGUACUGUAAAGACAUGGACUCCCUGUAAAGACAGAGGAUGGCUUUUAGAUACAGUAAAUUUGUGUUAGUGGUCGGCAUGCAUGUGUGCGCGUAUGUGAGUGUGUGUGGGCGAAAGAGUGGGGAAAUAUGUGUAGGGAGUCAUUUUAGAUGAGGAGGCGAGUGAGAGUGCGCCUCCAGAGUAUCGGGAGAUGAGUUCCCUGAGCAAGUCAUGUGUCACUGUGCACAAAGCACCUUUUUAUGAUUUUCGCUUCAGUUUGACUCUUACAGUCUGAUUUUUUUUAGCAGGAAAUAUAAGGGAAAAGGAAGAAAACUCUAAGGGAAAGAAAAAAAACACAUAAUCAAAACCUUUUUCUCCCAUUGAUUUAACCCUGCCCUUUUUGUUUUAUGUCAUUUUGGUCCAUUUACCUGUUGAUAGAUAAAUAUGCCACCAUUCCUUUUCGAGGUCCAAUAUUAUUCCACUCGAGUGAAACAUUCUUUAAAAGAUGAAAUAUGGUAGGUGUGUUUGUGAUGGCGUUACCAAUGAGUUUCAUAUUUGUGAAUGAGUGUAUGUGACCUUUUGCUAGAUAGAGGAUUUGUGACGUUUUGGAUAGGAGGUAUGUGCCUGUGUGUGUGUGUGUGUGUGUGUGUGUGUGUGUGUGUGUGUGUGUGUGUAUGUGUGUGUGUGUGUGUGUGUGCGUGCAAAUGUGUUUGUCUCAGUUGAUUGAAAACUUGUGUUUCAAUUCUUCUGGAAGUCUCUAUGGCUAUGGUAUAUUUGACUAGCUGCCACUCUGAAGGGUUCAUUGCACAUAUUUCUGUCUGAAAUUCUCAGCUACCAAGUCUUUUACACACAAUAUGUGCCUGUUUUGCUGGAGUAAAAAGAGAUUUAUUUGUUUUUUAUAGUUUCUCCCCCUCUGUUCUUUCCCCUUUCGGCUCUCACAGCCCGACGGACCUCAAAUUCUCUUCAAUUCUCUAACAAAGAAACCAAAAAAAACAAAAAACAAAAAAACACAAAAAAACAUUUUGAUUCAAACCACCACAAUUAAAAGCACAAGGCAUCUGCUGAGAAUUUCCGACACAAAUCUGCCCUGAGCCCGGGUUCUUUGUGAAUAUUGUUAAUAGAAUAUUUUGUAAUAU
Molecule: messenger RNA, 3870 nt
Organism: Lates calcarifer (barramundi perch)
Lineage: Eukaryota; Metazoa; Chordata; Actinopteri; Centropomidae
Product: potassium voltage-gated channel subfamily D member 3-like
Biological process (GO): potassium ion export across plasma membrane; protein homooligomerization
Cellular component (GO): voltage-gated potassium channel complex; membrane; neuronal cell body
Molecular function (GO): protein binding; A-type (transient outward) potassium channel activity
Source: RefSeq, a predicted model, not a curated record